AUGGAUGUCAACGGUGAUUUUAACGUUUACGGAAACAACUACAGCAUCAAUGAUAACACAACAGUAACAACCGCCUACGUUGAACCUUCUACUUCUACAGCGCAUCCGGUCAACAAUGUGUUGUCGGCUGAGGGAAGUGGACGAUACGCUAACCACUAUGCCGAACACCCUUUGCGUUCGGAGAGCAUUUGGCAAGACCAUCAACGGUUACAACUGCAGGAGCAAGUGAAUACUUGGAAUAUAAUGAUGUACAGAUUCUGGAAAUUACAGCAGCAACAGCAUCUGAUACCGUAUUACCAGAAUGCUUGGCGUUCCAAAGAACCGUUGAAGAUCAAGAAGUCAAGAAGAAAAAGAUUCUCAUUCAACGAAGAACAAGUCGGUAUAUUGGAAAAAGCAUUUCAAAUGAAUUCGUUUUUGGGCGAGGCGGACAAGCGAUACCUAGCAAAUCAGCUGGGCGUUACGCACAAAAAUGUGACGUAUUGGUUUCAAAACCGUCGGAUGAGAACAAUUAGUGACUCACAGCUAAAUAUUUGGUGUUUGAACUUCCGUAAUCGGAUUGCAGCGAAGAUGAAACGGAUGCCAUCAACUGUUAUGCGAUCAUGA
Rhopalosiphum maidis (corn leaf aphid) is the source of this 603-nucleotide messenger RNA. Its product is annotated as homeobox protein engrailed-2a-like. Gene Ontology annotation, molecular function: RNA polymerase II cis-regulatory region sequence-specific DNA binding; DNA-binding transcription factor activity, RNA polymerase II-specific. The transcript is spliced from 4 exons. Bases 1 to 603 code for a protein of 200 amino acids. Gene Ontology annotation, biological process: regulation of transcription by RNA polymerase II. NCBI's taxonomy places the organism in Eukaryota, Metazoa, Arthropoda, Insecta, Hemiptera, Aphididae. The record is from RefSeq and is a predicted model, not a curated record.